Asparagus officinalis (garden asparagus) is the source of this 2441-nucleotide messenger RNA. Its product is annotated as zinc finger CCCH domain-containing protein 13. Bases 767 to 2116 code for a protein of 449 amino acids. Gene Ontology annotation, molecular function: metal ion binding. The transcript has 13 exons. NCBI's taxonomy places the organism in Eukaryota, Viridiplantae, Streptophyta, Magnoliopsida, Asparagales, Asparagaceae. The record is from RefSeq and is a predicted model, not a curated record.
AAGCUAUUCAAGACGAAGCUUUGCAUGCUGUAUCAAAGGGGCCGAUGCUCUCGCCCUAACUGUAACUUCGCCCAUGGAGAUGCUGAGCUCCGGCGAUUCUCCGCUAGAUCCUCUUCUUUCAAUGAUGACAAUGAUUUCCUUGUUAUCUUGUGCUCAUAAUCUGCUCAUGUGAAGCUUAUUGCUGAACAAUUGUGGCUAAUAAUUGGUUCCUUUAUUUACCUUGUUGUAGCUCAACUCUUCAAAAGUAAUUUUCCAACAGUAUUAACUAGUAUUUACAGUGGCACCCACAUGCGGAUCAUCAGUGUGAGGCUUAUAUCGUGUGAAAGGUCAAGUAUCUUCUCAGUUGAAGGAUGGAUUUUCUGGUGCUUCUUGUCUGGGCUAUUGGGUUUUUGAUAUAUGUCCCAUGGUUUCUAUUAAUGGUUCCUUAUCACAGCAUUUCUAAAAGAUCAUAGACAUUAUAUUUGCUUCAUGAUUAUCGGAAUGCACGCCGUGUAUUAUUCUCUCUGUAUUACUAGCAGUCAGGGCUCCGGACGUGAUAUAUUGGAGUUCCACUUGCAGGAUUUUAUGAUCAGACCAGAACACAUUUACUGGAUGAAGUGUUCUUUCUUCAUCCUGUCUAAUUAUACUAUUCAGGAAAGGUCUAUACAGUUGCCAUCAGACUCCUUCAUUGCUCCUGAAGGAAGUUACUUCAUCUUCUUAAGGGUUCUUUCAGUGAUCCUAAGGUUCUAGAUGCAUAUUUUUCAUAUAAUUUGUAGCCUCACUAUAUAUGUGGCUAUUUGGAAUUGUCAUGGAAGAAGUACUACUUCUUGUCAUUAUCUUGUAUAGCUCAGGAUCUGGUAGACGGGACUACAGAGCCGGUGACCUGAGAGGUAAACUUGACAGAAGGUAUUCUCCUGAUCGAAGGCAUUCUCCAGUAAGAGAUGCAAGAAGCCAUCGCGCUUUUCAUGUUCAGAGACCACUUUCCCGUGAUAGAGGAAACAGCUUUUCAAGAUCUCCUAUCAGGAGGAGUGAGAGAGAGUAUAGGAGGAAACAACAUGUAGAUGGAGAAAGUGAUCGGUCUGAGAGUCUUAAGGCCUCUGAUGGUGCUGAAAAUCCAAAAAAGCAGGACAAGGUUUCAACAUAUGACAAGAACUGUGAUUUUGAAGAGCAGUUAAAGCAGGUACAGUCAGAUAUUGUGAGGCUUGAAGAGCAUAAAUCCCAACUGAAGAACUUUCUGGAGGAGAAGAUCGUUGAAGAACACAAAUUAUCUGGUAGAAUUGAGGAUCUUGAGAUCCAAUUAAACAAAGAGCAAGAAGAUUGUAAAAGGAUCACCUCCAGAAUUAAACAGUUUGUCAGAGCUUAUGGGCGUUACUUGAAGGCUCAGGAGGAGUUAACACGAUCACAAACUCGCCUUCAACGGUUGGGUGAUCAGCUUGGUUCAGACAUUUCAAAGUCUGGUGCCAAUGAAGAAGAUUUAAGUGUUAACAUUCCAAGUGAUGAGGAUCCAAACUGGGAUAACCGAAGAAGCCCAAGGAAUGGAUCGAAUGAGGAAACUAAACGUGAUGCUUUGUCUGUGAAGAAGAGACCGUAUAUAUUAUCUGCAACCAGUGGAGAAACAAGAGUAGGAAAUUCACAGAAGCGCGGAAGACUUUCUGGUUCGGUUAGUAGAUCAGAAAAGAUUAUUGGGUCCGAGGGACCUGGCCACCUAUCAGAAAAUUAUAACAAAGAAAAAGAAUCAAAGAAGAUGAUUGAGAAGAAUAAAGAAGUUAACAAGUCAAUUUCAGAUGAUUACAAGCGUGUAAAAAAUCAUAAAAGCGGCAAUGUGACUCUAGACAAGAUAGCAGUUAAAGGUUCUGAGGUUAGACGCAUAAGACCUUCAACUAGUAUUGCCGCAAAUGCAGUAGAUGAGCUUUUUGAAGCAAAUGAAAUGGAGGACAGAUCUGAGGCCAUGGAAGUUACUGCAGUUUAUGACGAUAACAAAACCGACACAUCUUAUAUGCCACUACCCCCACCACCUCCACGUAUCGAUCUGAAUGCAUACAAACAGUAUGAAGAUGAUGAUGAGGAUGUGGAUGUGGAAAAAGUUGAGAGUGAGAUGUUAGAUUUUGAUCUCAACGGCGAGGUAGAAAUCGAGUAAGCUGCUAAGAGUGCCAUGUAUGUUGCCAGUAUAUGUAUCUUAGGCCUGGCAAAUUUUUGCUUGGUUCAUAAAUUAUCUACUGGCAAACAAUUCGGAGCAGCUAAUGAGAAAUCGGGUCAAAUUUGUUAGCUAUCGGAUGUAUAGUAUUGCUUUCAUGCACUUGGUUUUGUUUGGCGAAAAUGUAGGUUAUUAUCAAUUUUGAUGUGAAUGUAAUGUAGGUUACACAAUGUUAUUGUGUAACUAGUAUGAACUUACUUGUUAGCAGUUGGAAGGCUCAAUAGCUAGUGAAGUAGAGUUUCUAUCAAGUGAGAUGGAAUUGUUCUUA